AUGAAGAGGAGUAUAAAAUAGCAACAUCAGCUCUAAUUAAAAUAACUGUAUUGUAAAUAGAAAAUGAACAUCUAAACUGAAGUUGAUGACACACGUAACACAAAGCCAGUAAAUAAAUAUUGUAAAGUCUAGAUUUCUUUAAAUUAUUCUCCUUUAAAUAAGAUAGAUCAGAGUGUAUUUUCUAAUAGAUGGAAAAUCAACAAAGGAUUAUUGGGUAAUAGAACAAAUAGAAUGUUAACUUAACAAUAAUCAGAUUCAGAGAAUGAAUUUCCAAAUUAAUUGAAAUUAAUAUAACUAUCUCAAAAAAGUUAGGUAUAAACAAAAAGAUCAAUUUCGAACAAAAGAAAUAAUAGUAUUGGAGAUUAUAAUUAAUCUCCUAAUACUUAAAAUAGAUCAUCAUUAUAUACAAGUUAAAAAUAAAGAUCGUAUUCUAUUCAACAAUAAUAACAAUCAUAAAGAUAACAAUAAUAAUCUUUAUUUUAGUCUAUUGGAAUUAAAUAGAAUCAAGCAAAUGAUGCAAAAUCAUUUAUUUAAUAAUUUGAAUUAACUAUAGAGGAAUGGGAUAAAUUUGGAAAUAGAUUCCCUUUAGGAUUUCAAAGAGAGAAACUAUUGGGAAGAGGAGGUUUUUCAUUGAUUUGGUUAGCUAAAGAAUAAAAAGGUGGUUAAUUAUGUGCUGUAAAAUAGAUCCCAAAAAAAUCUAAACAUGAAACUCAUUUUAAAGAAUUAGCAUUUUGCACUUAAUUUUUUAAUAAAGGAGGUUAAAUAAAGAGUUAAUAUUAGUAAAAUGAAGGAAUUAAAUAUCUUUGUAAAAUGUUAGAUUAUGUUAUUGAUCCUCAAGAUGUAUUUAUAAUGUAUGAAGUAUGUGGAUUUUCAUUGGGCACUUAAUUGUAUGACUUUGAGUCUCUCAAUAAUAGUUAUAAGGUAUAAUAAGAAUACAUGGUAGUUAAUUCCAUAGAAAUUAAGUCUGCUCUUUAAGUAGUUUCCUGUCUUUUUAUUAAAGUUUAUAAAAAGAAUUACCUAAACUAUAGAAUUGUUAGUCAAAACUGGUUGGGUCCAUAGUGAUAUUAAAAGUGAAAACAUUCUAAUCUCUUAUGGAUAACAAGAUGUUGAAUUCAAAAUUAUAGAUUAUGGUUCAUCUUUCAAAUUUGUAGAAGUCUUUGAAAAGUUCUCUAUGGCAACACCUGAAUAUAUGUCCCCUGAAAUGUUAACAUUUAUUCUAAGAGAGAAUUAAAUGUCUUAUGAUAAUCAAUUAAUUGAAUCACUUGUUAAUUAUGAUAAAUCUUGGGUUAUAGAUAUUUGGGGAUUGGGAUGUGUAGUCUUAGAAAUCAUUUCAGGAUUACCAUUAUGGAUGAGUUAUGAUACACAAGUAAUCAAUUAUAAAGGUCAGAAACUCAUGGCAUAAGGUUUAUUUGCUGUUACUGGUAGGAGUUUUAGUAAAAUUGUUGAAAAAUAAAUUAAAAUACUAACAAAUUUAGAGUUUGUAUUGAGAGAAUAAAAUUAUUCUGGUAUUUAAGUUACACCUUUAUUAAUUUAAUUAUUAAAAGGAAUGUUAGCCAUCAAUCCGAAAUAAAGAUAUUCACCUUAAUAAAUAUUGAAUUUACUUUAAGAUAUCUGA
Messenger RNA from Paramecium primaurelia, 1615 nucleotides. NCBI's taxonomy places the organism in Eukaryota, Ciliophora, Oligohymenophorea, Peniculida, Parameciidae. The record is from the annotation of a GenBank genome assembly.